Molecule: messenger RNA, 2861 nt
Organism: Tarenaya hassleriana
Lineage: Eukaryota; Viridiplantae; Streptophyta; Magnoliopsida; Brassicales; Cleomaceae
Product: AAA-ATPase At2g18193-like
Exons: 4
Coding region: 87-2723 (878 amino acids)
Molecular function (GO): ATP hydrolysis activity; ATP binding
Source: RefSeq, a predicted model, not a curated record
AACCCUUCCAAGAAACUCUCUCUCUCUCCGCCGGGAAACAAACCAACCUCACCGGAAAAUUCGUCGGCGAUUCUCUCCGGUAAGCGAUGUUUUCGUCGUCGGAGAUUUCUCGCACGGCGUCGACGCUGUUCGCAGCCUACGCCUCGUUGACCGGCUUCUUGAUGCUUCUCCGGUCAAUGUUCUACGAUUUCGUCCCGGAGAAGCUCCGAUCGUACGUCUCCGACUUCCUCCACCGAUUCUUCACCCCGAAAUCGAAUGAUCUCACAAUCAUCGUCGACGAGAACUUCGGGAUGAGUCGGAACCACGUCUUCGACGCGGCGGAGCUGUACCUCCGCACCAAAAUCGGCCCUAAAACGGAACGCCUCAGAGUUGGUAAGACCACUCGGCAGAAGCAUUUCACGCUCAUGAUCGAGAAAGGAGAAGAAAUCGUCGAUUCCUUCGGCGGAUUCGAUCUGAAAUGGAGCUACGUCCAGACCGAGAGCGAGAAAGGCGAUCAAUCGAGGCGGUAUUAUGAGCUCACAUUCGAAAAGAAGUUCAGGGAUAGAGUCAUGAGCUCUUACUUGGAUCAUGUCGUAUCCGAAUCCGAGGAGAUAAGGAGGAAUCUGAGAACAGUGAAGCUCUAUAGCCGUGAUGUGUAUUCAAAUGAUGACGAUGAUAAUUGCGCAGGUGGGAAUUGGGGCUGUGUGAAUCUUGAGCAUCCGUCGACAUUCGAGACGCUUGCAAUGGAUCCCGAGGCGAAGAAGAAGAUAAUCGCCGAUUUGGAUAGGUUCUUGAGAAGGAGGGAAUUUUACAAGAGAGUUGGGAAGGCAUGGAAGCGAGGUUACUUGUUGUACGGCCCUCCAGGGACGGGGAAAUCGACACUGAUCGCCGCCAUGGCCAAUUACCUCAAGUUCGAUGUGUUCGAUCUCGAGCUUAGCAAUAUUUAUGAUAACGCCGAUCUCAAGAGGGUGUUGCUGUCCACCACAAACCGAUCCAUAUUGGUGAUCGAAGACAUCGAUUGCAAUGCCGAGGUGCGAGACAGGGAAGCCGAUGACCAUGACGCUGCAGAGACUAACAGAAAGGUGACUCUGUCAGGGAUUCUGAACUUCAUUGACGGGUUAUGGUCGAGCUGCGGGGACGAGCGACUCAUCGUGUUCACGACCAAUCACAAAGAUCGACUCGACCCUGCUCUGUUACGCCCGGGACGGAUGGACGUGCACAUUCACAUGUCAUACCUCACCAGCAAAGGUUUCAGGACUCUGGUCUAUAAUUACCUCGGACUCGACGGCCAGAACCACCCUCUCUGCGAGGAAAUCGAGUGCUUGAUCGACUCCAUUUACGUCACUCCAGCCGAAGUAGCCGAAGAGCUGAUGCAGGACGACGAUCCUGGCGUUGUUCUUCGCGGGUUGCUGGGUUUUCUCGAGAAGAAGAAGGCCAAGAUAAGCGAGGUCAAGGGAGAGGUCACAGAAUCUGAAAAGAAAGUAGGGAUUACAGCAAGUGACAAUGACGAAAAACCGAACCGUAGGGAUGGUAAGAAGAAGAAAGCAGCGGGAAGGAAAGGGAAGAAUCAAGGAAAAGGAAGAAAAAAGAUGAAGCCACUGUUCUUCAACUCCAUGGAGGUCACUCGAGUUUUCUCGAACAUGUUAUCGGCAUAUGCUUCGUUAACCGGAUUCAUGAUGAUGAUGCGUUCCAUGUUCAAUGACAUCAUACCGGAGCAGUUCAGGUCAUACAUAACCGACUUCUUCGCUCGCUUCUUCACAAAGCUCGAUCCCGACCACAUCACCGUCAUCGUCGAAGAUUACAGCGGAGAGAUGUCGAACCAGCUGUUCGAAGCUGCCGAGACCUACCUCCGGACAAGGAUGAGUUCCGACACGAAGCGUGUCAGGGCAAGCAAAACUCCCGGUCAGAAAGAGGUCUUGGUCUCGUUCGAUGAAGGGCAAGAGAUAUUGGAUUACUUCGAGGGCAUGGAACUGAGAUGGGUGGAACUGAAAACGACCCAAGCUCGGGACGAUGACGGAAGGCAUUUCGAGCUAACGUUCGAGAAGUCGUGUAGGGAUAGAGUGUUGCAGGUUUAUCUCCCUCGUCUGAUCUCUGCGUCGGAAGAGAUCAAACAGAGAGAGAAAACGCUUCGGCUGUAUAGCCGAAGCCUGAGAUAUAACUGUUCAGGUGGGUGGGGAUCUGUAUAUCUCGAGCACCCUUCUACGUUCGAUACUUUGGCGAUGGAUUCGGAUCUGAAAAAGAUGAUAAUCGGCGAUCUCGAGAGGUUUCUGAAGAGAAAAGAUCUGUAUAAGAGGGUCGGGAAAGCGUGGAAGAGAGGUUACUUGCUGUACGGGCCACCUGGAACUGGUAAAUCCAGCUUGAUUGCUGCCAUGGCGAAUUACCUCAAGUUCGAUGUCUACGAGCUGGAACUCACUUCUGUCUACUCGGACAGCGAACUGAAGAGGAUUCUGCUCUCGACUUCGAACCAGUCCAUAUUGGUGAUCGAGGACAUAGAUUGCAGUGACGAGACCAUGGACCGGUCACGUAAACGCAGUCGCCGCCGUCGUCAGGAGUCGAGCUCUCAGUCAGAGCUGACGUUAUCAGGAAUUCUGAACUGCAUCGAUGGCUUGUGGUCGAGCUGUGGGGACGAACGUAUCUUCAUAUUCACGACCAACCACAAAGACAGGCUCGACCCGGCAUUGCUCCAGUUCCAGUUCGAGUUCCAGUUCGAGUUCGAGUUCCAGUUCAAGCAGCGAAGAACGUGAGAGGAGACCGAGGAGAAGGAGAGGGUUUAGGCUCUUGGGUGGAUUUUACAAACGUUAGGGGAACUUUGUUCUUAGGACAACCCUCUCUCCCUCCCUCUGCGUUUUUUUUUAUUAGUUUGUGUUUUUUUUGUCGCUUUC